This is a messenger RNA of Guillardia theta CCMP2712, 354 nucleotides long. RefSeq lists its product as hypothetical. The transcript is spliced from 3 exons. Lineage: Eukaryota; Cryptophyceae; Pyrenomonadales; Geminigeraceae. The coding region runs from base 1 to 354 and encodes 117 amino acids. The record is from RefSeq and is a predicted model, not a curated record.
AUGUCGACCAUCUUCAAACGCUUCCCCUCCUACCGCAACUUCAAGGUCAACCUCCAUGACAUCGAGGAGAACCUCAGGACCUUAUGUCCGGAGGCCCAGCAUCUAGAGAACCUCAAGGCGUCUGUGGGGCUUGCGAGGAGGGAGUCGGACUUCGACCAUAUAGACAUCGAGACCUUCAAGAGGGUGUUUGGUUUCCAUUUCAGCUCAGAAGACGAGAACACAAAGACGAGGGCCGGGUUCAGCGGCCGCUUACUUACACGCUUCACUGAGUCACCCGAUCAAGUGCUGUUUGGAGUUGUCGCCGGGAGCCUGAAUCAAUCAGCCCAGCUUGCCAAGUUGGGCUCGGACAUUUAG